This is a messenger RNA of Miscanthus lutarioriparius, 1785 nucleotides long. Lineage: Eukaryota; Viridiplantae; Streptophyta; Magnoliopsida; Poales; Poaceae. The record is from the annotation of a GenBank genome assembly.
AUGCCGCCGGAGGAAACACCGGGCCUCGUGGCCGCGAGCGACGAAGCCGUCCACCAUGUCCACCACUCGCCGCCGUCGUCGGUGACAAUAGACCACCGCGACCACAAGAGGAAGAGGAAGCAUAGCGUGGCAAACGAUGCCCUUCCUCAAGAACUCGCCGCGGCGCGGUCGACGAUCGACACCGACCGCGGCGCCACAGAGCCUGCCACGCCCACGGGUGGAGCGCACCGCGGUCAGAGGCGCGCGCCCACCGCGGCGGAGAGGGUGGUUGCUGGUGGCUCGUCGAGCAGGGACGACAGGGCAUUACCAUCCGUGGCUCCACCACCAGCUUCGAGCAAGGCAAUCCGCGUCAAGCACUCGUCAUCGUCGUUCGUCAUCGGCAGCGGCGGCGGCAAACAACAUCCGGCCGCCGGCAGCGGCAGCUCGCCGGUAGGCGGCAGCCACUCCUAUUACGCCAACAGUCACGCAGCUGCCGCGCCGAGUUCUUCUAAGAGGCUUAUCAUCCGAGUACCGUCUGCCACCCCGCCGCCACCGCCACUGCACCUUCCGCCCAAGGCGGCGAGACGGCCGCCCUCGGCGUCCGCCGCCACUUCUGCCGCCGAGCCGCUGAAACCGGACGACGACGGCGAGCGCUUCCGCCGGGGUGUGGAGGUGUUCGCGGAGUGGGACGUUGCCACCCAACAGGCGGCGGUGAACCGCUUCGUGAGACGGCAGUCGCCGCCGAAGGGAGACGGCUUCUCGUUCUGGCUCACCCCAGCUGAGGCAGAUGAUGACCUGGAAGUUAUGGAGAUGCAAGGAGGAGAUGCAAGUUUCUUGUCGGACAUUCUUCUCAAUGGAGGAGAUGGUACCGUUGCUGGUUUGGACGAGUUGAGCAUUGGACUCACUCAAGACACUCAAGGUCAGGACGAAGUGCAAGCUAUCAAGAAUACAAAGGGAACGAAGAGGACCAAAAAUUUUCAUUGGAAGGAGGAUGAAAUUAUAUGCUCAGGCUGGCUGAAUGUAAGCAAAGAUCCCAUUGUUGGUGCCAAUCAAUCUCGUUCAUCUUUUUGGGGUAGAGUUCAUGCUUUUUUUGAGAAGCACAAGAAAAGUACAGCUGUGAGGACUGAGAGUUCCAUCAUGCAUAGGUGGCUGACAAUUCAGUACCAAGUAAACAAGUUUUGUGCAUGCUAUGAAGCAAUUCUACGAAGGAAUCAAAGUGGGUUCACUAUUGAAGACAAGAUUAACGAAGCAAAGAAGUUGUAUAUUGAAUGGGACAAGGACAACAAAUCAUUUGGCCUUCUACAUUGCUACACCAUAUUGAAGGGAGAAGACAAGUGGAAAGCGAAGAUGAUAGAACUGGCCGAGAUUGAGAAAGAGAAGCAAGCCAACAAGAAGAAACAGAAGCCUUCGAGUAAGGUGUCAAGGCCGAGAGAUGAUGAAGUCAAUAGUGAGGAUCAUGUCAUACAAGUUGAUUCUGAGUCUCCGGAACCAAGGAAAAGGUCAGAAGGAAUAAAAAAGGCAAAAGAAAAUUUGAGGCGUGGAGGUGACGAGGCUUGCAUGGAGGCUUUGGGAAAGAUGAUGGAGGAGAAGAAAGCCUUGGAUAUGCAAAAGGAGAAGGCCAAAGAGGAGAGGUUCAUGGCUACAUUAGAGUUAGAGAAGGCGACAUUUGAGCUAGAGAAGAAACGGGUGGCAACCGAAGAAAAAAAAGCAGAAGCCGAAGAAAAAAAAAGCAAAAGCGAAGCUAAUGAAGGAAGAGAAAGAAAUUAUGUUAGCGGACAUGUCCUCCCUCAAUCCGAUCCAGCGUGA